CUGGGUCCCCUCGCCCGCGGAGGCUGCAGGCGAGUCCCCGGGCGCAAGAGCUGGAGGGGCGCGCUGUGCUCCGGGGCUCUGGGGGAGUCCUUAGUUGGAGGCCAAGUUGCUUCCGCCACUUUGCCGCGUCUGAAGUCCUGGAAGGACAGUCACUUCCGUGUCUCCAGGGUGCCGCCUACCCAACCCGAACUCAAGCCUUGGUCUUCCAUUGAUAGAGGACAGAAAUACACUAUCUCAGGGAAUUCGGCUCCUUUCUGCCCAAAGAAUUCGCAUCACUUGAAUCUGUGUUCUUUUUGAAUACUUACGGUUAAUAUGGAAUUGUUGCGUGGUUAAGAUUCAGUUGUCAGGCUGUGCCUACCUAAAGCCCUUUUAAUAGCGUUCUGGUGUUCCAGCACAGCGUGGGAAAGCAGAUCCACCUCAACAGCAGUGCUUUGGUUCCUGAGUUGUCUGCCAGCAUCAGCAGCACCCGGGAUUUAUUGGAAAACAGAUAUCGGGGUCUUAGCCGAGAUUUAUGGAAUCAAAUUGUUUUAGCAAGCCUCCAUGGGUGCUAAAGCUUAGCAGUGCCGGACAGAACUGUUGUGGAGUCACAGCUACAGCUGUUGGUAUUUCUGGAUUCCUGAAACCAGACCACAGUCCCCAUCUGUGUUCCUAAUUUCCAGUCAUGCAGCGGAGAUCGAGAGGGGUCAAUCUUGGGCUCCUUAUGCUCCUGUCUCAAAUCUUCCAUGUCGGGAUCAACAAUAUUCCGCCUGUCACCUUGGCAACCUUGGGUCUCAACGUCUGGUUCUUCCUGAAUCCUUGGAAGCCCCUGUAUCAUUCCUGCCUCAGUGUGGAGGAGUGCUACCAGCGGAAAGACUGGCAGCGGCUGCUGCUCUCUCCUUUUCACCAUGCUGACGAAUGGCAUUUGUACUUCAACAUGGUGUCCAUGCUCUGGAAAGGAAUAAAUCUGGAGAGAAGACUGGGAAGUAGAUGGUUUGCCUAUGUUGUCACCACAUUCUCCCUCCUCACUGGGGUGGUGUAUUUGCUCUUGCAGUUUGCUUUUGCUGAGUUUAUGGAUGAACCCGACAUCAAAAGGAACUGUGCAGUAGGCUUCUCAGGAGUUCUGUUUGCCUUGAAAGUUCUUAACAACCAUUACUUCCCUGGAGGCUUCGUCAGUGUUUUGGGCUUUCCUGUACCAAACAGAUUUGCUUGUUGGGCGGAACUUGUGGCUAUUCAUUUCUUCACCCCAGGGACUUCCUUCGCUGGGCAUCUGGCUGGGAUUCUCGUUGGACUAAUGUACACUCAAGGGCCUCUGAAGAAACUCAUGGAAGCAUGCACAGGCAUUUUUUCCUCCAAUAUCAGCUACUCGGGCCAGCAGUACUACUUUAAUAGUGCAGGCCCCUCUGGAUAUCAGAACCACUACCCAGGUGGCAGGCCAGGGGUCUACGAAGACGUUCAUAGGAACUAUGAUGUCUACACAGCAGGACUGAGUGAGGAGGAGCAGCUGGAAAGAGCAUUGAGAGCCAGCCUCCGGGACCGAGCUUGCUGGAUGCCUGCCCAGAAGCUGCUGAGCCACUGUUUGCCAAGCUGCCAACUUCAAAGAUGCUGUCUUAGUUUGGGAUGCUUUGACAGAUACCUUAACAAGGAAAUACCAGAAAUAGCCCACCACCCUAUGGCUUUCGGCUCCCACCAGAAGAAGAAAUGAGGAGACAGCGGCUUCACAGAUUUGACGGCCAGUGAUGUGGCACCGUGUCCUGGGAAGACAUGACCUGGGUGUGGACUCCUAGCCCAUUUGGUUCACUCCCCAAACCCCUAAUUGGUUUUAAACAAAGGCAGAGCACACCAUUGUUGUUCAGAUUGUUCCUGUCUGCCAUGAACUCUCACUCUGUGGCCCCUGUGUAUCUGGAUUCACAGGCCCUGCUGAUGUGUCUGGAAACCAAACUUGGCCUAGGGAGCUGGCAGCUUUCCCCAGUGGGCCAUCUGACCUGUGCUCUAUCCCAAACCAGUCACCGCUUCAGCUCUGGGGCAGGGUUUCCCACUUCUGUCCUUACCUCCUAACUCAGUGGCAUCUCCACAUUGGGGUUGAAGACCAUGACCUUAACAGGAAGGUGUUUUCACCGGAUGGGAAGAUGAGCACUCUUUCUGCCUGGUGUGCGAGGUGCUCUAUUUGCCAGGAGGUGCAGCACCACCCCCACUAUUCUCCUGGCUUAUGUCCAUGAUGGCUUGGGUUGUGGCUGCCUCCCCUGCAAGCUCUGUUCUCCUUCAUGCAAGCACCUCAGGUCCUCAGGCCCCUGGGUCUGGCUGGUGUUCACAGCUCACCCCUUUGCUCUGCACGUAGGCGUCUGAUGGGAGGAGAACCUGGAAGCUCUAAAGUGGAGAAAGUGCCUGCACUCUCUUUAGCUCUCCAGUGGCACCAUGGAUUUGGAUUCACAGCAUUUCCCAGUGUGGCCCUGCCACCCAGAGCAGAGCGAAGCGGUCCAGUAGACUGGUCACCAGAAAUCCUUCUUGCAGGAAGUAUUUUUUUUUCUUCAUAAAAGUGCCUUUCCAUUGGCCAUUGUAAUGGCUGUUUGUUCUUAAUGAGUGUCCAAAAAAUGUCCCAGGGAGCUGCAGUGUUUAAUUCACAGAUUGUCUGAGCCACAUAAGACCUCACUGGUGCUCGUGCUCUGGGAAUAAAAAGACAAAGCCAGACUAUCCCUAAUGUCAUAUUGUCAUGGAGGUGUUUAUUUUUAAAGAGAAUUAGGAACAGGAAAAAAAAAUAGGAUCCUCCAUUCAUGUAUAGUUUUCUGAUUGUAAAAGUAGUAGACAAGCCUGUAUGUGAAAUGCAAACAUCUGGAAGAAUAUUCCAAAUGUUAACACAAAUUAUCUUUGGAGGUGGACUACAUGGCACUUGACUUUCUCUUGUUUACAGUUUGUUUUUAAAACUGGGUGUGGGUGUGCAUUGUCUUUGCAGUCAAGAAAACUGAUUUAUAUGCUAAAUCAAGAGACAUGUAACCAGUAAGACAGACAAAAAUAGAUACA
Molecule: messenger RNA, 2994 nt
Organism: Nannospalax galili (Upper Galilee mountains blind mole rat)
Lineage: Eukaryota; Metazoa; Chordata; Mammalia; Rodentia; Spalacidae
Gene: Rhbdd1
Product: rhomboid domain containing 1
Exons: 9
Coding region: 662-1681 (339 amino acids)
Cellular component (GO): membrane
Molecular function (GO): serine-type endopeptidase activity
Source: RefSeq, a predicted model, not a curated record